GAGCGGGGCCGGGCGGGCGCCGGCGGCAGCAACGCGGAGCCCUCUACACCCCAGCUGGCCCUUCCCUGGAUCUCACCCCACACCUGGGCAUCACAGCUUGCCCUGGUACCACGUUUGGGGCAGGAACAUGUGCUUUGGGAGCUUUGCAACCCUGGGUCCUGCCAUGGCACCCGGGAAGACUGGGAAGAGCACGGGGCCCUUGGAGGACCCCUCAGUUACGCUUUUCCGGGAGUACCUGAGGAUCGACACUGUCCACCCCAAACCUGACUACGAGGCAGCCAUCCAGUUUCUGGAGCGCAUUGGCACAGACCUGGGCUUGACGUGCCAGAAAGUGGAGGUGUGCCAGGGCUACGUGGUGUUGAUCCUGACCUGGCCAGGCACCAACCCCCACCUGCGCUCCAUCCUCCUCAACUCCCACACUGAUGUUGUGCCCGUCUUCGAGGAGCACUGGACCUACCCACCCUUUGAGGCUGUGAAAGACUCACAAGGCAACAUCUAUGCCCGGGGUGCCCAGGACAUGAAGUGUGUCUCCAUCCAGUACCUCGAGGCCAUCCGAAGGCUGAAGACAGAGGGAAAAAGUUUUGCCCGCACCAUACACCUCACCUUUGUGCCUGAUGAGGAGGUGGGUGGCCACAAGGGCAUGGAGGUGUUUGUGCAGCGUCCCGAGUUCCGAGCACUCAACGUGGGCUUUGCCCUGGACGAGGGCCUGGCCAGCCCAUCUGACACCUUCAGUGUCUUCUAUGGCGAGAAGAGCCCGUGGUGGAUAAAGGUGAAGUGCAUGGGCAGCCCCGGGCAUGGGUCUCGCUUCAUCAGCAACACGGCAGCCGAGAAGAUGCACAAAGUCAUCAACUCCUUCCUGGCCUUCAGGGAGAGUGAGAGGCAGAGGCUCAAGUCCGACUCAAGCCUGACCCUAGGGGACGUCACUUCUCUAAACCUGACCAUGCUGGAGGGGGGUGUCUCCUUCAAUGUGGUGCCCUCUGAGAUGGCAGUUGGCUUUGACGUCCGCAUCCCACCCACCAUGGACCUGAAGGCCUUUGAGGAGCAGGUGGCUGCGUGGUGCCGUGAUGCUGGGGAUGGUGUCACCUAUGAGUUUUUCCAGAAAUGCAUGGACCAAAACGUCACCUCCACCGAGGAGUCAGACCCGUGGUGGAAAGCCUUCAGUGGGGCCUGCAGGGACAUGAAGCUGCAGCUCAAGCUUGAGAUCUUCCCAGCUGCCACUGACAGCCGCUACAUCCGAGCAGUAGGACACCCUGCUAUCGGCUUCUCGCCCAUGAACCGCACUCCGGUGCUGCUUCAUGACCACAACGAGUUCCUCAACGAGCAAGUCUUCCUGAGGGGCAUCGACAUCUAUGCCCGGCUCCUGCCUGCCCUGGCAUCGGUGCCCCCACUGCCCACUGAGGGCUGAGAGCCUGGUGAGGGGCAGGACGGGGGGUGCCAAGAAGCAGGACACAAGGCUUUACAAAGAGAGCAGGGAUGGGCACAGCAAACACCAGCCAGUGUGCCGGGCGCCAAGAUGGUACCAUCCCACGUUGGCUGCACUCAGGGCUGGCCUGAUGGUGACACUUGUGCUGAGUGUCCUGGCUGUGCCAUCAAAAUCUGGGUCCCAACCGCCCCCUGGAGGUUGUGCCCAUCUUGCCCAGGUGCCACCAGAGGCCCAUGCUUGGGUGCCUCCUGCCUUUCCUGGUGUCAGCAGUGCCUGCCCCUGUCCCUGUGCCACCUCUGGCUGUGCUGGCUGUGGGGUGAGGGGCUGGCUGGUGCCCCUCUCUGCCCGCUCACGCCUUGUCCUGCCUCCCUGCCCGCCCGCCCGGGGAGCUGGGGCCAGUGCCACCCAUCCUUGCUGUGCACAUCAAUAAAUCUCCUUGAUAAGCAGG
Messenger RNA from Columba livia (rock pigeon), 1871 nucleotides. It is a transcript of the gene ACY1, whose product is annotated as aminoacylase 1. The coding region runs from base 128 to 1405 and encodes 425 amino acids. Gene Ontology annotation, cellular component: cytoplasm. Gene Ontology annotation, molecular function: aminoacylase activity. The transcript is spliced from 16 exons. NCBI's taxonomy places the organism in Eukaryota, Metazoa, Chordata, Aves, Columbiformes, Columbidae. Gene Ontology annotation, biological process: amino acid metabolic process. The record is from RefSeq and is a predicted model, not a curated record.